AUGGUCAAAUUCAGGUUUAGUCAGAUACAAAUGUACUCUAGUGUCACUUCAAAGAGAUAUUUCAAGGUCCAUUAUGCCAAAAGGGUGCAAGUGAUACGACUAGCUGCUGUGAAUUCACCACAUCAUUUGAAGAAGAAUCUACAUACAACACAAUGGAAUCAACAGAAAGAGAAUAAACAAGAUAUAAAUGAUGACGAUUAUGAAUUAGAUCUGAUAACAUUGACUAAGAAGAAGAAAUCAAAACAAAAGAAGCAAACUACACCAUCACCAGAAGAAUCAACAUCAAAAUCUGUGAAUAAUGUUAAACCAAUCAAUAUUGUUGAUGAUACCAAUAUAAGAAGUGACAAUUAUAAGUUUAAGAAACAAAAAAGACAGGUUCCAUCAUUGGAUAAAGAUGAUGUUAGAAAUGAUGAUGAAUUGAUUACACUUUCUGAAAAGGAUAAGAAAAAAAUUGAUGCUAGAAAACAAUAUAAAGCUGAAAAUCCAAAACCUAUUGAACCAAUAUUUAAAGAAUCAUUAAAUCCAGAAGAAAUCAAGAAACAUGAUGAAACAAUACAAAAAGAUUUGACACGUUUAUUGAAUGAAGAAUUUGAUCGUCAAGAUAAACCAGAAAAUAAAAAUUCAAAAAAGGCAAUUAAUUUAUUUGAUAUUGUUUCAAAUGGAUCAUAUGGUAAUCUGAAGAAAGAUACAUCUAAAUCUAAUUCAUCUCCAACUCAGUCAACUAAAGAGACAAAAACGAAACCAAAUAUGAUUCGUAAUGAUGUCAAAUCAGAUAAAACUGUCAAAUUAAAUAAACAAGAAUCUUUGAAUAAAGAUGCUAAAUCUGAUGAUGCUCUGGUAUCAAGUAAGAAAGAAGUUAAGAAUAGUGAUGUUAAAUCUGAUGAUGGUUUGGUUUCAAAGAAAACUUCAAAUUCAAAUGAAGAUAUAAGUUCCAAUGCUACAGAUGUUGAUUCUAAAUCAGAUCAUGGAUUACUCAAUGAACAAAUCUCUGUUGAAUCAGCUAAGCAAUCAGACUAUUUACAUGAUCCAUUGAGUACACAUGAACAAGAAAUACUGAAAAAUAUUCAAGAUAAUAAUCUAAGCAACCCUCUAAACUAUGAAAGUACAAAGACACACAUUCCGUCACAAGAUUCAAAAGUGAAUGAAGCUGAAAUCAAAGCUGAAACUAAGGCUGAAGCUGAACCAUCUGUUGUGAAUAUUUCCAUGCCUAAACCUGAAGGUAACUCACAAGCAAAAUCAUCUAUUCGUUAUACAACAGAACCACCAAAAAUUGAUGAAUUUGAUAAUAUCAUAAAUGUUUCAAGACCAUCCUCUCCGUCGAAAAGACAAAAAUCUAAAGGUUCCAAAAAAUUUAAACAAUCAAUUAAUUCAAGCCCAGACCUAAGUAAUCUUUCUGGAAUUGAUAAAUUAAAUAAAAUUGAAAAUAUUAUGAAAGUUUUAGAAAAUGAACUUCCAAAAUUAUCAAAACAAAAAGAUUUGAAUGAAGCUGAAAUUAAAGAUAAAUCAAUACAAAUGAAGAAACUUCGAGAAAAAUUAAAUGAAAUUCAAAAUUCGGAAUCUAAACCAACAAUCACUGAUCCAAUUCCUGUUCAUGAUUUAGAAACUUUCUUGAAAGAUGCCAAAAGAGAAAAAGAAUUGAAAGAAGAAGAACAAUUUAGAGAAGAAAGAGCUUAUGAAUUUAGUAAAUCAAUUAAUGAUCAAAAUUAUAAAACUCUGGAAAGGAAAAAUUUCUUUACACCAAUUGAUGAAGCAUUAAUUAAAAAGUAUGCAAGACGUUCUAAAAUUUUUAAACCAAUUCAAUUUCAAGAUGAUCAAACAAUAUCUGAACCAAAAGAUGAAUUAUUUUUCCCUUCAUUAUCCAGUAUUGCAAAUAAUCAAAAUUUGACUCAUGAAUUUAUGAUUUUAGCAAAUAAAAAGAAAAUCAUUAUAAAUGAAAAUCCAUUAGGUGAACAUUAUCAUACACCUGAUUUAUUUACAAUUUUCAAAAAUUUAGGAAAUCCAGAAAAAUAUUUAAAACAAAUUAAUAAAUUUGAAAAAAAUGGUGGUUGGAAAUUAAUUGGAUCUGGUGGUGCAGAUUUCAAUAAAAUUUUAAUUUUUGAAAGAUUUGUUGAUAAAGAACAAGAACGUAAAGAUUUACGUCGUAAACGUAUAAUUAAUUAUUCAACUUCAAUAGUUUCAAUUUUUGCAAUUCUUUUAGGAUUUGGAACUUAUUAUGAAUAUGAAGAACAAAAAAAAUCAACAAUGUCAAAAUAUAAAUUUGAUGAUCAAGGUAAAUUCGUCAAGACUGAUAACAAAUGA
Molecule: messenger RNA, 2298 nt
Organism: Hansenula ciferrii
Lineage: Eukaryota; Fungi; Ascomycota; Saccharomycetes; Phaffomycetales; Wickerhamomycetaceae
Exons: 1
Coding region: 1-2298 (765 amino acids)
Source: RefSeq, a predicted model, not a curated record